UCAUUUCUCUGCCCACUUCCUCCGCUCGCCUUGAGAGGGGGAAAAAGUCUUCUUGAUACCCCGAAACAUAUCUGAAAUUUGACUGCAAAUUCCUCGAUUUUUUGGUGAAUCGGUCGCCAAUUUCGAGCUCCGCGCGAUUCCUCGGUGGAGUAGAGGCCGAUUCGUCGAGCAGCGAUGGAAGAAGGAGAGAAUGAAGCGGCAGUGCUGGCGGCGGCGGCGGCAGGAAGUGUGGUGGAGAGUCUGAUGGCGGCGGUGGAGGAGAUCGCCGCCAUCUCGGACUACCGGAAUGCCUACAAGAAACAGUUUUGCAACCUCUCGCGGCGGAUCAAACUGCUGGCGCCCAUGUUCGAGGAACUCAAGGAGAGCAAGGAUCCGAUCCCCCCUCGGGCGGUCAGAGCUCUUGAGAAGCUCAACGGGGCUCUCGAUUCGGCCAAGGACCUCCUCCGGUUGGGGAGCGAAGGGAGCAAGAUCUUCCUGGUCCUGGAGCGAGAUAGAAUAAUGGAAAGAUUCCAAGAAAUUACAUCUCAACUUGAAGUGGCAUUAAAUGAAAUUUCCUUUAAUGAGAUUGACAUAUCAGAUGAAGUAAAAGAACAGGUUGAGCUCGUGCAUGCCCAGUUUAAAAGAGCCAAAGAACGGAUCGAUACUACUGAUCCUGAAUUGUAUGCUGAUUUGUCAAGUGUUUGUCAUAUGAAUGCUGAUGCCAGAAUAGAUUCUCCCAUCCUGAAGAGAUUGGCAGAAAAAUUACAGAUGAUGACCAUAUCAGACCUCAAGCAAGAAUCACUUGCCUUGCAUGAGAUGGUUGAUGCCAGUGGUGAUCCUGGAGAAGUUAUUGAAAAGAUGUCAAUGCUGCUAAAAAGGAUUAAGGAUUUUGUCCAGACUCAAAAACCAGAAAUGGGCACUCCAAUGAGUGCCAUGGUUAUUCCUUCUCAUGGAACAAGUAAAACUCCUGUUGUUCCUGAUGACUACCGUUGUCCUAUAUCCCUUGAACUGAUGGGAGAUCCAGUGAUUGUGUCCACUGGACAGACUUAUGAACGGGAGUUCAUUAAGAAAUGGCUGGAAGCAGGGCACAACACAUGCCCAAAAACACAACAGAGACUAUCCAGUACCUCACUGACCCCAAACUAUGUCCUUCGCAGCUUGAUAGCUCAGUGGUGUGAGGCUAAUGGCAUGGAUCCUCCCAAGCUCCCAGCUAGAACUGGCAAGCCUCUGUCAGUUUGCUCUGCAGGUGAACAUGCUAAGGUUGUUGAUCUUCUUCACAAGCUAUCAUCACAAAACCUUGAGGACCAACGAUCAGCUGCCGGCGAACUUCGCCUUCUUGCAAAGCGGAAUACUGACAAUAGGAUCUGCAUAGCGGAGGCUGGUGCCAUACCUCUUCUUGUGAAUUUGCUAUCUAUGCAGGAUGUGCGCACACAGGAGCAUGCUGUUACUGCACUUUUGAACCUCUCUAUCUAUGAGGAGAACAAGGGAAAGAUAAUUGUCUCUGGUGCUGUACCUGGUAUAGUGCAUGUUCUUAAGAGGGGCAGCAUGGAAGCACGCGAGAAUGCUGCAGCAACACUCUUCAGCCUCUCAGUGGUGGACCGGAAUAAAGUCAUAAUUGGUGAGUCAGGAGCAAUCCCCCCUCUUGUUUUGCUGCUAAGUGAAGGCAGCCAAAGGGGCAAGAAGGAUGCUGCAACGGCACUUUUCAACCUGUGCAUUUACCAGGGUAACAAAGGAAAGGCUGUGAGGGCUGGGGUGAUACAUACACUAAUGGGACUCUUGACAGAUCCAGAAGGAGCUAUGAUGGAUGAAGCACUAGCUAUCAUGGCGAUACUCUCAAGUCAUCCUGAUGGGAAGGCAGCAAUCAGGGCCGUGGAGGCAUUGCCAAUGCUGGUAAAGGUGAUAAGAAGUGGGUCACCCAGGAACAAGGAAAAUGCAGCAGCUGUCUUGGUGCAUCUCUGUAAUGGGGAGCAGCAGCAGCAACAUCUUGCUGAGUUGCAGGAGCAAGGGAUGAUGGUUCCCUUGCAGGAAAUGGUAGAAAGUGGCACCAAUAGAGGCAAGAGAAAGGCUGCACAAUUGCUCGAGCAAAUGACCAGGUUCCUGGAGCUGCAGAAGAAAGCGGAAGCUCAAGCUCAAGCUCAAGCUCAGGCUCAAGCUUGGACACAGGCACCAGUGGACCAGUCAAUGGAUACAGCUUCAUCAGCUUUUACCGUUCUAUAGCUAGAAUGGUCUUUGCAUGUUUAACACGGUGAAGUAAUUGGUAAGAUCGCCUGCGUUGCUGAUUUGUGAGUUAAUUGGCGUGUUAUUAUGCAUGAACUGGGGAAGCUAAGUCCGAUGCGAGAAGAUAGUCACAACUGCCAUAACCUAGGGAAAUAUGAACCUAGGGAAAUAUGUCCCAAGUAUCGAAAGAGUUAUUCAUAAUAUUGUGCCAUGGCGUUGAUGUAAGGUUAUCACCCUCAAUUUUUAUGGAGGAGUCGCAUCUGUUGAAUAUGGCUCCCCAAAGCACAUUGUAAGCUUCUAAAUAUUUCAGUAACCAUGUAUUCUCAUUAAUUCUACCCAUGUAGCUUCAUCUGCUUGUUGCCAUUAA
Molecule: messenger RNA, 2563 nt
Organism: Musa acuminata subsp. malaccensis (wild Malaysian banana)
Lineage: Eukaryota; Viridiplantae; Streptophyta; Magnoliopsida; Zingiberales; Musaceae
Product: protein spotted leaf 11
Biological process (GO): cell surface receptor signaling pathway; protein ubiquitination
Molecular function (GO): ubiquitin-protein transferase activity; protein binding
Source: RefSeq, a predicted model, not a curated record